UUCACACUUAAACUAUGGAGUUAUUUGUCACCCAUGAUAUAUAAAAUAGUAACGACAACUGAGCAACAAAUCCCGUUUACUUUUUUACUUAUUUUUUACUUUAUGAGUGGAGAGAAGUCCGCAAACAUGUAAGUAAUGACUUGUUUAAAAUGGCCAGGGAAAGAUGAAUGUAUCUGAGGCGGACACAGCCGCGCGUAAAUCAGCUUAUAACUUGGAUAUUCGGGUUUUCUAGAUGAGUGAAGAAACCUUGCUUCCCAUUCGCUGGCUGUCUCCUGAAGCGUUGAUGUACGGCAAGUUUACUGUCGGGUCAGACGUGUAUGCUUAUGGUGUGGUACUUUGGGAGAUUUUCACAUUUGGUCUCCAGCCAUAUUAUGGGUAUACCAACAAAGAAGUGAUGGGGUUUAUUCAGAAGGGCAUUCAGCUUGGGAGGCCCGACAACUGUCCCGACUUCAUAUUUGCUGUGAUGAAAGAUUGCUGGUGGGAAGAUCCAGACGAGCGUUUGGAAUUUAGUGAAAUAGAGACGCGUUUGAAUAAUCCGCUCCACAGUUACGACAUGGUUGUUUCUGCAUCAGACAGCGAGGAAGGAGGUGAACACCUGGAUGCAGAGCGGUCAGACACUGGAAAUUCCGACAUUCCCAGAGCAACUCCCUCCACAAGUGAUUACGACAUCCCAGCAACGACAUUUACAUCAGUCGAUGGAAACUACGACGUGCCCCGAUCAUCCGAAUAUGUACACAACGAGAACGCCGACGAAAACUCCGGCAAAGAAAGAGACGUCCCCAAUGACUUUGCGGUAUAGUGUAAUGAGUAUUAUGAGGCUUGUGUUUGUAGCCGACAUAACGCCCGCACUGAUUGGCUAAUUCUAGGCAUUAUUCUCUCAUAGUGCCCACAGGCUGACAAAAACAAAGCAAAAAGCCAUAAACUGAACAACUUAUUAACCUCGAACGUGCGCUAUUUACUGCAUGAAAAUCUCAAACCUCGACCUUUCCGUAUUGACCACGCUAUCGCUUGGUGAAAACGGCAAGGUCUCGGUUUGAAAUCUUCCCGUAAAGACCUCACUCUCGGAUAAUAAGUAGUUAAUAAUGUUAGGGUGGGUAAUAGAGUGAGGCGAAAAGACUUUUCUUUGAAAAGUUAAAACAAGUUUAACUCAAAUUAGAAGUAGACGAGAUAAUUACACAAAUAAGCUUCACUUUUAAUUUAUGUUUAAAUCUGGAACCAGUAAUGAAACGCGUCCCAUACAAUCCCAGGCUGGGUAAUUUUAUCACAGUGUAGGUUUCAAAACGUUUAAGAUUGUGGUUUAUCUUAGUCUAUUAAAUUGCGAGUGUGGCAUCUUAAACUUGUCGGUUUAGUUGCAAAGCUCAAGAAAUUAAUUCUCCUCACCGCACAAAUCAGUUUGAUAUUAGUUAUUACUUAAAUUCUUCUUACCACCUCUGCGGAUAAUAUACUGACAUUACACGAGACAUUUAACCGGUAUCUUUAAAGCUGGAUUUUCUUUUGUCAUUAUUUAAUUUGUUUCUUUAAACUCGAUGACCUUUAUCUCUAAACAUGCUGUUUUCUUACAAGUGGAAUGCGUAAAAUCUUCAAAGCUGCAGUUUUCAUGUUCAGAAGCAGUCUUCGAAUUUCAUUGUUUUAAUAAAAUCGGUAAAAAGCAGAAAACAAGUUGAAUUAAAGCAUAACGAUGACAAUUAGACUUUCCCAUCCCCUCCCAUCCCCUCCCUUCUUUCAGUUUUUGGGCAGAAGGAGGGGAGGGGUACAGUGGGUUGGAACUGAUGGAAUUGUAACUUCGUGUUAAAAUAAAUGUACAAUACUGUUUAAAAUAAAAUGUGUCUGCUUCUUUGGAUUGGUGUUUAGGUUAUAUUAAUAAAACUAUCAGAAAUUUUCUGUUUCACGUAAGUUGUCCUUCAUCAAGUUCUGUGUUCUCAGUAUUUUGUUGUUCUGUUUCUUGUUCAUUUCCGGCACCUUCGUUAUCAGACUCGUCUUCAUUGUCAUCAUCAACAUCGUCUUCGUCAUCAUCAUCAUCAUCAUCGUCGUCGUCGUCGUCGUC
This is a messenger RNA of Orbicella faveolata, 2044 nucleotides long. Its product is annotated as muscle, skeletal receptor tyrosine protein kinase-like. Gene Ontology annotation, molecular function: ATP binding; protein binding; transmembrane receptor protein tyrosine kinase activity. The record is from RefSeq and is a predicted model, not a curated record. NCBI's taxonomy places the organism in Eukaryota, Metazoa, Cnidaria, Anthozoa, Scleractinia, Merulinidae. Gene Ontology annotation, cellular component: signaling receptor complex; plasma membrane. Gene Ontology annotation, biological process: multicellular organism development; positive regulation of phosphatidylinositol 3-kinase/protein kinase B signal transduction; positive regulation of kinase activity.